Messenger RNA from Nycticebus coucang (slow loris), 2666 nucleotides. RefSeq names its product leiomodin 1 (gene LMOD1). Gene Ontology annotation, biological process: muscle contraction; myofibril assembly; pointed-end actin filament capping. Lineage: Eukaryota; Metazoa; Chordata; Mammalia; Primates; Lorisidae. The coding region runs from base 249 to 2666 and encodes 805 amino acids. The transcript is spliced from 4 exons. The record is from RefSeq and is a predicted model, not a curated record. Gene Ontology annotation, cellular component: striated muscle thin filament; myofibril. Gene Ontology annotation, molecular function: tropomyosin binding; actin binding.
AGUUGUCACGUCUUAUUGGCCCCUGGUUAGACCAGCCAGGGUCCACUAGCCCUGAGCUGCAGGGAGGCUGCAGUGUCCACUUAACACUUCAGCAUCUGUAGCACAGCAGGACCAAGCAGCUACCGUCCUCUACCAGCUGGGGGUUUGCUCCCAAGCCCACUCUACUUCAGAUCAGUUCAACUCUCUCCCUUCCCUGCCCUCCAGAACUCCCAUAGCCUCUGGCAAGAGCCUCAGCUCACUUUGCCAAGAUGUCCAGGGUAGCCAAAUAUCGCAGACAGGUGAGCGAAGACCCCGACAUCGACAGCCUGCUGUCGACCUUAUCUCCCGAGGAGAUGGAGGAGCUGGAGAAGGAGCUGGAUGUGGUGGACCCAGACGGCAGUGUUCCUGUGGGGCUGCGGCAGAGAAACCAGACAGAGAGACAGUCCACCGGCAUGUACAACCGGGAAGCCAUGCUCAACUACUGUGAAAAGGAGACCAAGAAACUUAUCCAGAGGGAGAUGUCCAUGGAUGAAAGCAAGCAAGCAGAGACCAAGACAGAUGCCAAGAAUGGAGAGGAAAGGGGCAAAGAUGCCAGCAAAAAAUCCCUGGGCCCCAGACGGGACUCAGACCUGGGGAAGGAGCCAAAGAGGGGUGGUUUGAAGAAAAGCUUCUCCAGAGACAGAGAUGAAGCUGAUGGCAGAGGUGGCGAGAAGUCCAAGGAGGAGAAGACCAUCAGGGGCAUCGACAAGGGCCGGGUGAGGGCUGCAGUGGAUAAGAAGGAGGCAGGGAAGGAUGGGAGGGGGGAAGAGCAGACCGCGGCCACCAGGAAGGAGGAGGAGAAGAAAGCAAGCGACAGGAACAUGGGUUUGAGCAGAGACAAGGAUAAAAAGAGAGACGAGAUGAAAGAGGUGGGCAAGAAAGAGGAUGGCGAGAAGGUAAAGGGGGAUAGAAGGAACACGGACAUGAGAAAAGAGGAUGAGACGAUGAAAAGAGCAAGCGGGAACACCGACAGGAAGAGGAAGGACGACAAGGUGAAGAGAGAAGCUGGGAACACAGACCCAAAAAAGGAGGACGAAAAAGUCAAGAAGGCUGAGUCCCUAAAGGAAAAGGAAGCCAAGGACGAGAGCAAGACCAAGACACCAGAAAAAGCAGCCCCUAGUGGCCCCCCCACGCCCUCUGAAGGACCUGCCAAGGUGGAGGAGGAAGCAGCUCCCAGCAUAUUUGAUGAGCCCCUGGAGAGAGUGAAGAACAACGACCCCGAGAUGACUGAGGUGAAUGUCAACAACUCAGACUGUAUCACAAAUGAGAUCUUGGUCCGGUUUGCUGAGGCUCUGGAGUUCAAUACUGUGGUCAAGGUGUUUGCCUUGGCCAACACGCGAGCUGAUGACCACGUGGCCUUUGCCAUCGCCAUCAUGCUCAAGGCCAACAAGACCAUCACCAGCCUCAACCUGGACUCCAACCACAUCACAGGCAAAGGCAUCCUGGCCAUCUUCCGGGCCCUCCUCCAGAACAACACGCUGACGGAGCUCCGCUUCCACAACCAGCGACACAUUUGCGGUGGCAAGACGGAGAUGGAGAUCGCCAAGCUGCUCAAGGAGAACACCACCCUGCUCAAGCUGGGCUACCAUUUUGAACUGGCCGGGCCCCGAAUGACGGUCACCAACCUGCUCAGCCGCAAUAUGGACAAGCAGCGACAGAAGCGGCUGCAGGAGCAGAGGCAAGCACAGGAAGCCAGCGGGGAAAAGAAGGACCUGCUGGCAGUGCCCAAGGUUGGGGUCCUGGGCAAGGGCUCCCCCAAACCUUCACCCCAACCAUCUCCAAAGCCCUCUCCAAAGAACUCGCCCAAGAAAGGGGGUAUGCCUGCUGCCCCACCCCCGCCACCCCCACCUUUGGCUCCGCCCCUUAUCAUGGAGAACCUGAAGAACUCACUGUCACCAGCUACCCAGAGGAAGAUGGGAGACAAAGCCCUCCCUGCCCAGGAGAAGAAUUCUCGUGACCAGCUACUGGCCGCCAUCCGCUCCAGCAACCUCAAGCAGCUCAAGAAGUUAAGUAGCAGUGGGCAGGAGCAAAUAGGGGAGGGGCUGGGCAGGGAGCCGGGGGCAAAGGGCAGGUCUGCAAAGGGUGCAGGCUGCCCUUCUAGCCUGACAGUGCUGCCCAUACACACCAUCAGGUGUACACAAAGGCAUCUUUCUGACUUCUACUGGCUUGCAGCAACGAUUUUAGCCGGGGUGGGGGGAUCUCCGUCUACUGUCUUGGAGCGCGCGUUCGGCGCUGCUGGAGGAUACAGCCCAAUUCAGGAUGAUGUCAUCAUUCCUCUGGCUCACUUGAGCCUGACGCGGGAGCGCAGCGCCACCUGGGGGGCAGACCGCGAUGCAGGUUCUCCGCUGCUCCGCGGGCUGCGCUGCGGCCUGGGUAAGGUGGCGGCGCGGGUGAGCAGGAGAAGAUGGGCAGAUGGAUCUGAGCGCCGGCCCCAGCCCACGGGGCUAUCUAGGGAGGAAACACCGCCCCUCAGCCUUGAAGGACCAGAGAAGAGCGAUAGGAAUGCUGCGAACGAUGUGCUCAGCGACCUGCCGAGCUGCAGAAAAUGGACCCAAACUGGCCGCGGCCGUUUCUGCCGGGCCAUGCACCUGCCGCCGCCCUCCUGCCCCACCCGCGCUGGCAGUCACGUGACUGCCUUCUCGUCCUAA